AUUAGUGCCUUACUCCCCAAUGUCAAGCCAAGUUUCAGUUUCAUAGACUUACAAGACAAGCAAACUUCUGGAUUACUUCAACCAGCUAUAUAUUGGAUUUUGAGACCACUAUAAAUCUCCCACUACGCUGUUACUAUGUUAAGAUAAAAAAAAUAUACAAUUUCCUACAGUUAAUUUGCUAACAAUUGAGGAUUUAUCUGAAUUUGAAAGCGAUUACUUAGUAAGUGUUUGUAGCAAGGCUCGAUCCCCUUAAGUCCGUCGCAAUUAGAAGGGGACAGGCAUGGACUUUCUGGUGACUAGAAGGGAUGAAGGAGCCAGUUUCAUAAAGCCAUCAGGACAAACUCCAUGUGGUGUGCUUGAUCUAUCAGUCAUAGACAGCUUAGCAGUCCUUCGAUGCAAUGCUCGUACACUGCACGUAUUCAAAGGAGGAAAUGCUAGUGUCAUUCGCGACGCAUUUGCAAAAGCUUUGGUUCCUUAUUACCCAUUAGCAGGCCGUCUAAAACUCUCAGGGCAGAGUAACCAGCUGCUUCAAAUUGAAUGUUCAGGUCAGGGAAUUUGGUUUGUGGAGGCUUCUGCUGAUUGCACUCUCCUUGAUGUCAACUACUUGGAUGAAGCUUCAGCUUUGGAUGACACUACUUUUGAUAAACUUCUACCUCAGUUAAUUCAUUCUAACUCUACUCCAAUUUCCCUUGGUCGUGACUCUUUCAUGGACCCAUUGGUGCUUGUGCAGGUAACUGAAUUUAAAUGCGGUGGAUAUGUUAUGGGACUUACUUUCUGCCACUGUAUAUGUGACGGACUGGGCGCUGCACAAUUUCUAAAAGCAGUGGGUGAGUUCGCUAGGGGAGUUGAGAAACUGAGCGUUACACCAGUGUGGUGCAGGGAGUAUCUUCUUCCUUCUCCAUCAACACAAAAAGAAUUUGCAGAUCAUGAGACCAAACACAGCUCGUCAAUGCGACCACCACUCACUAUUCCAGUCCCAGAUCAGCAGCUGGAGCAUGCAAGUUUCGACAUUCCCAUGGAUGAGAUCAAUCAGCUCAAACACCAAGUGAUGCAAGAGUUGAAAAUAGACAAAAAUGUGUUUUGUUCCUCCUUUGAAAUUGUAGCUGCUACUUUGUGGAGGCACCGAACUCGAGCAAUUCUAAAUCUAACAGAUGACAAGAAGAAUAUGUCCAACUCCUCGUCAAAUACAAGCUUUACUAUGGCAGAUAAUGCAGGUGAUGAUGAAGUGAAACUGGUGUUUUUCGCUAAUUGUCGGCAACUGGUGUCCCUGCCAGAAGGGUUCUACGGGAACUGUUUCUUCCCAGUGACCGUGACGGCAUCUAACAAAAUAGUGGCGCAAGCCUCUCUUGCUGAAGUGGUGAAGCUAAUCAAAGAUGCCAAGGCUAAGCUACCAGCAGAAUUUUCUCAGUGGCUCAAUAACAAGACCAACAAAUGUACGAAUGAUGUUCAAUUAAACGAUCCAUUUGCACCAGGGCCUGGGGUGGGUUAUGACACAUUGUUUAUUUCAGAAUGGGGACGAUUGGGUUUUAAUGAGGUUGACUAUGGAUGGGGCAAACCUAUGCAUGUGAUACCAGUACAAGGGUCUGCUGUUAUACCAGUAGGCAUUGUUAGCAAACAGCCGUUGCCCAAAAAUGGCAUUAGGCUCAUGACUUGGUGCGUCCACAGCCACCAUCUGCCUUCCUUUCUUAACAUGAUGAAGAGAGGAUCACGAUGAUACUCUAAUUGACUAAAAGUGCACUCAUUAAUGCACGUGUACUUGUGUGAAAUAAUAACGUCAUAGUUGUUUAACUGGUGUAAUUGUGUGCUUUGUGAUCCAUUUUCACAAUUAUAUCCAAAUUAUGACUGAAAUAUUUGUUUAUCUA
Molecule: messenger RNA, 1862 nt
Organism: Capsicum annuum
Lineage: Eukaryota; Viridiplantae; Streptophyta; Magnoliopsida; Solanales; Solanaceae
Product: acyl transferase 4
Exons: 4
Coding region: 281-1714 (477 amino acids)
Source: RefSeq, a predicted model, not a curated record